Messenger RNA from Strongylocentrotus purpuratus (purple sea urchin), 2514 nucleotides. Its product is annotated as transmembrane protein 170A. The transcript is spliced from 3 exons. The coding region runs from base 326 to 697 and encodes 123 amino acids. The record is from RefSeq and is a predicted model, not a curated record. NCBI's taxonomy places the organism in Eukaryota, Metazoa, Echinodermata, Echinoidea, Camarodonta, Strongylocentrotidae.
GAGUUUUACUGAGUUCUGUAUGGACGAGUUGUCUGGAAACCCACUCCAGCUAACUACUAGCAUGGGCGCCUUACCGCGUAUACAGCGCCCGACUGCAGCGGCCACGGGCCGUGCUGGCUAAGACGACUACGGACUACAGCUAAUCUACCUGUCUUGCAUGCUUGGCGGCCAAGCUUGGAGACCAGUGGAAGCUUUUCGCGCAGGUUGUGUGUCCAGAUACUUACACAAAUAUAGUCACCACUUAAUUUUGCCUUUGGAUUUAAAGAAUAUAUGCAUCAAGUAGCAGUUGUGGUAUUCUCCCUUCAUUGUUGCAGAUAUUCUCAAAAUGGCUGCUCAGUUUCCAUCAUUCCAGAGUGUGAUCAGCUUGAAGUCAAAUCCACUUGAUGAUUGGAUAGAGAUGUGGUAUCAGAUUUUCUUGUGGUACCUCUUCUCAUCGUUCCUCAUUCAUUCCUUGGCUGCUAUCACAGCAUUCUGUGCUCUACGUAAACACAAGAUAGGUCGUCUGUAUUCCCUUCUGGUAAUACUCAUGGGUUUACUUGGACCAAUCACUGGUGGUAUUGCAAGCAGUGCAAUUAUAGCGGGACUAUUCUACACAGCCAAUAUAUCAAUGUAUCCACUAUGGGCUCUGGUCUGUGGAACCGGUCAAACGUUCAUCGUAGCACUUGUCUCUUUCUCCCGUAUCUUGGGUACAUUAUGAUGUACCUCCGUUUGUCAAGUACUCAAUGGAACGUUAGAAGAUGGAUGUUGGAUUUGGAACAGAUUUGUCAUGGCACUCAUCUCUUCUUCCCACGUCUUGCAUACAUUGUGAUGUACUUCCGAUCUUCAGUUACUCAGGUGGAUGUGAUGUCGAGCGGUCAAACAUUAAUCUAGGAGCACCCAUCUGUUUCUCUAGCCUCUUUGGUACCUUGUGAUAUACAGCAUGUCAAUCACUCACUGUGUAGUGACUAGAGUGUUAGAAGAGAAUUAUGGAACAUGGAUUAGAUGUUGGGGUUUUGGAACAGAUAUUUGUCGGCACUCGAUCACCUCUUUAAUACAAUACAAUAAAGUCUUUGAUUUAGGCUUUGAUACUUUUGAGACUAUUCAGACCUCAUUCAUAGGAAUAGUUUAAGAAUAUGUUAGUGGUGCCAAUUUAAGAAAGGAAAGCCAAAUAUUUGUUAAGCUUAAAAAAAAAUCCUUUUCAAGUGCCAUUUCAGUAAGGGAGUAGCACGAGAGGAUUGCGAGAGGCAAAAUAUGAUUGGUUGUGUUGAUGCAUCUAGCUGUGUAUCAAAAAUACAUGUGUUUCUUUUUUUCAAGAUAAUUUGUAAUAUUACAUUUCUGAUAACUACAAAUAUCAUAACUGUACAUGUAGUACUGUUACCAGGUUAGCCAUGAAACGUGGUUCAGAUUGUGAGUGUAUAUUUAUUGUCAUCAUUGUGAUAUUAUUCAAAUAAAACAACUAAAUUACUAAAAAGAAGAUUUCUUCCCAUUAAAUGGAUGUAGUAUUUCUCUAGAGGUCCUACUCUUAAGUAGUAUUAUAUACUUGUCAUCCCUAAUAAAAAAUUCCAAAAUAUCAAUGUCCUAAAUGAGUGUAAGAUGACAAUAGGAUCAGAACAUGGUUCAGCUGUAGCUGUCCUUAAAAUGUGAAAUAGUAAUUUGAAAAAUGAGAUAUUGAAAUUGACUUAUCACAUCCCAUUCAUCUUUAUGAUUUAUAUUACUUUAAAUAGGUUUUCAGAAGUACAUGUAAUGUGCAAUAUGUAUGUAAAGUUUCUGUGUAACUACUUUCGUGUGAAAGACUGUUUAUUGCAAUUAGACUUUAUGUACAUGUAGAUCAUUUAAGAAAUGCGUUUUAAAAAAAAUUCCAGCCAGCAGUUUUUGGGUGAUCAAUUAGGGAAAAUGAUGACCUGUUACAAAUCUGUGAUUGUUAGACACCCAACAUUCAGUAUCAUUUUGUAAUACCGGUACUUUUAAUUGAUUAUACAGGGUGUCCCUGAAAAGGAGGAAACCAGAAUUAUGGAUAAAUUACUCAAUAAUCCAAAAUUACUUAUUGGUUAUUGUACACUGUUAUAUAACUUUUUUUCUGUUCUUUCAUAUGACAGCAAAAACUUGAUCACUUACUCAUGCAUAACUGAUUUCAGACAACCUAAAUUGAGAGAGCCAGGAACCCAAUUGUCAAAAAUAAGUGAAUGGCUGCUAUCUUUUGUUCAUUGUGGUUUGGGAAAUAUAAUACAUUUUUUGGAACUAUUGAUUAUUGCAAUCAAAUGAGAUGAGAAACAUGAUGGCAGUAUCACUCAUGGCUGAGCAGGCAGACCAUUCUGCAAUUAGUAUUAAAGGCACAUUGACAGUUUGUUUGAGGAAAUUAAAGGAUGCAGUUGAACAAAGUAAUUGUGCCAAGUAUCAACUAAGAAUUGUGCUUUGCUCAGUCAUAUUUUUCUAUACAUGUAUUCCUAUUUGUUAUGACUUGGUGAAAUGUUGUGUUUUUAUAUGAAAUAAAUUAUUCUUUGUGUAUAUGGAACUGAUUAAAUUAUUUAUAUUCAA